CAUACCUUCAACCAGGAUCUCGAAAUGGAUUACUUGAGAGGCAAGCAAGAUUUACCACCACCAGGUGGAUUCGAAGCUAUCAAAUAUAAGAGAUCUCUGCCAGUCAAAGGACCAAGUGGUGCCGUGAUAUUUGGUACGAUAUUUGGUAUCUGUACCUGGGGAUUCUACAAGCUUGGACAGGGUAAUUUAGAGAUGAGAGAGCUCGAACGUGAAAAAACAUGGUCUAGAAUAAACAUCGUACCACUUUUGAUGGCAGAAAAUGAUAGAGAUAUUUACCGCAGAGAAAAAGCAGCAUUGGCUAGAGAAGAAUCAAUUAUGAAGGAUGUAAAAGGCUGGGAAGUGGGUAAGAGCGUCUACAACGGCAAAAGAUACAAUACACCUUCAAUGUAUGUUCUAUAAAUUAGUAUUUUGAUUACAUUUUCCUCAUUAUUCCCUUUAAUUCAUUCCUGACAUCAGUUUUUAUACCGUCGUUAUGUGCUCUACCGCCGUCUCUUCUGAUUAGAACGUUUGAUGGUAAUUUAUUGUUCUCUUGUUCGCUUAUCAAUUCAUCUAUUAACCCAAUACGCUUGUCUGCUUUCUUUGACUUUUGAUAGGCAGCUGGGAUUGUCGCACUGUCGACAGUUGACAUCGUAGUUGGCUUUAUUAUAUACCGGGAUUUUUGUAUCAUACAGCGUGAUCUUGUUGUCAUCA
Wallemia mellicola CBS 633.66 is the source of this 690-nucleotide messenger RNA. RefSeq names its product GRIM-19. The transcript is spliced from 3 exons. The record is from RefSeq and is a predicted model, not a curated record. NCBI's taxonomy places the organism in Eukaryota, Fungi, Basidiomycota, Wallemiomycetes, Wallemiales, Wallemiaceae. The coding region runs from base 25 to 399 and encodes 124 amino acids.